GGCAUCGAAAAGAACAAUUUAUAAUGCAGCGGGGCGACGGCGACAAUGGAUCUCAUGCGGCGAACAAAGAGCAUCACAGUAACAGCGUCUGAGGGAGACCCUCUCUAGGAUAAUUCUUCUUCCCAAUUUCCGACUCCUAGUCUACAGUACAGUAUCAACCACGCGAACGACGUCGAUAUGGCCGUACCCAAUGCCCAACGGGCCUUCUUGGAUAUGACAAGGGCCCUACGAAACACGAUCAAGUUACGGUUUAGAACAUGGGUUGUCCAAACUCCAGCCAACCAGGCCGUCGGUCAGAGAGCUGUAACGGCCGGUACAUGGAUAGGCAUACCACCGGCAGAUGGUGUGCUAGCUACAGGUGGUGAGGGCGUUGUGCACGUUUGGUGCAAAGUCGAUCCCGCCACCAACCUCAUCAUUGACCGGGUUGUUGUCAAACUUGUGGUCUCCGGAUGGGCUCGUUUCGACUUGGCCAGAACCUGGCAUGGAGGAGUCGGACAAGAACCAAUGGAAUGCCAUCAAUCCAACUUGGUCUGGGCAAACAUGGCUCCCGCUGAUCGAAAGUAUAUUCUUUCAUGCUUAGGAUGGGGAGACGUGGACCGUCAAACACGACGAUACAAGCUUUACUAUGAAUAUUGCGACCAUGGUAACCUGAACAAACUCAUGAAAAUACAGAAACCGAAGAGGAAAAAAGUCGGAAAGAGCAAGAAAGGUCGAAAACAGUUCCCAGAGCCUUUCUUGUGGUAUAUGUUUGAGUCGUUGGCCAAGGCCUGUGUGGCAAUGGAGGCGGCAUAUACGCAGGGCUUGAUGCAUGGCGAUUUGCAUCCGGGAAAUCGUAAGUGCCUGGCUGGAGCAAUUGGCAUGUAUUGAUCGACUGACACUUUCCACUCAGUUUUUAUGGGUAACCCGGACCCCAAUGAUUUUGGACUUUACCCAGUACCCAAGGUAAGUAGUUCCAUGAGAGUGUGCUGUUUUGAGAGGAGUGGGACUGACGUCGUGCACAGGUGGCUGACUUUGGCUGUGCCCGUCAACUAAUUCAUGAAGUGACAAACCGCGGCCCCACCACUCACCUUGAUCCAAUCCUCACGGAGUUUGCCGCACCAGUGAGUCACUCCAGGAGCAAACAUCA
Messenger RNA from Aureobasidium subglaciale EXF-2481, 1126 nucleotides. RefSeq lists its product as uncharacterized. Bases 178 to 867 code for a protein of 229 amino acids. The transcript is spliced from 3 exons. Lineage: Eukaryota; Fungi; Ascomycota; Dothideomycetes; Dothideales; Saccotheciaceae. The record is from RefSeq and is a predicted model, not a curated record.